Messenger RNA from Drosophila rhopaloa, 1234 nucleotides. Its product is annotated as protein-L-histidine N-pros-methyltransferase. Lineage: Eukaryota; Metazoa; Arthropoda; Insecta; Diptera; Drosophilidae. Gene Ontology annotation, molecular function: protein-L-histidine N-pros-methyltransferase activity. The record is from RefSeq and is a predicted model, not a curated record. The transcript is spliced from 3 exons. The coding region runs from base 98 to 1015 and encodes 305 amino acids.
CCUAUUAGCCAAUAACCACUGAAAACGGGAUGCUGAAUUUGUUUAGGGUUCGGAAAAUGUAAAUAGAACAAUAAUUGGAAUUUCAUUACAAAAAAAAAUGGCUGUUUAUCGUCCCCGAGGCACUUUGGCCAGAGUUAUUCAUGCCAAGUUUCACAACGACAAUUCCCUGGAAGACAUAGACACCAGAAAGUGGUACUCCUUGAACCACGAACUGCCCCCAAGAUUUCAAGCCAAGUUUGUGCCUCUCGAGCCGGAUGCCAUCACGGUGAGCUGGCUGGAGCGCACCAAAGCCCUGUCGGCAAACAUCUGGACACAUUUAUGGCAUGCUUUGGCCAGAAGCAUCCUCCAGUUCUUUAUGACCCAAACUGACAUCAACGGAUUCCUAAAGCGCGGCUCCAUGUUUAUUCUGUCCGAAGACCAGUUCCGCAAGUUGCUGGUCGCUGGUGGCUUUCAACCUGCCUCUGGAGAUGAACCGGUUACGUUACUGGACAUCGGUGCCGGAGAUGGCGAGAUCUCGCUGCGAGUGGCCAACACCGUCUCCGAGCUAAGUGGUAGUGCCGGACUGCGGGUUUUCGCCACUGAGGCCAGCUGGACAAUGCGCGACCGCCUUAAGAAGCUAAACUUCAACGUAAUCACCGAGAUAGGCGGCCUGCAAAACUUGGAAUUGAUUCUGUGCCUCAAUGUGUUGGAUCGGUGCUUCGAUUCAUUCAAGUUGCUAGAGGACAUAAACCUAGCCCUCGCUCCUAAUGGCCGAGCUGUGGUGGCCUUAGUACUUCCCUAUAUGCACUAUGUAGAGACAAACACAUCGCAUUUGCCACUGCGUCCGCUCCUCGAAAACAACGGACGUCAGGCAUCCUUCGAGGAGGAGGCAGCACGAUUCAUGGAGCUGCUGGAGAGUUGCGGCUUCUGCGUGGAGUCUUGGACCAAAGCGCCGUACUUGUGCGAAGGAGAUCUGCACCAAUCGUUUUAUUGGUUAAUCGACCUAAUCGUUGUCAUUUCGAAAAAGACGUUCUAGAACAAAGCUUCCAGAUCCUGCACAAUCCAUUUUGAGAAAUUGUAACCGUUUUCCUCCUAGAGUUAAGUGGCUGCAUUGAUAAACUGAGCAUUUAUACUUAUUACAAAUGUAGGCUAUAAAUUAGGUAAACAAUUUAUUCUUAAACGAUUACCAAAAAUGUAAAUGGAUAAAUAUGUUUAAAUUAAAGUGCGAGAAUUCUAAGUCGCGUUCAAAACGAAA